AGCGAGGGGAUGUUCCCUGGGAGGAGGUUACACCCAAGCUGAACAUUUUCACCUUGGAAAGUUGGAGUCCGGCUGGUGACCUCCCGUCCGGCAGCACUGAGACACCCUCUUCCUUCCAUGGAGGUUCCGACCGGUCGAUCCUCUUCACAGAAACUUUGGUGAACUUCUACAACAUCACUUAUUUUCCAACGACCUCUCUUGACCCUUUUUUUUCUUCGGGAUCCUUACUUCCACAAGCAGCACUUCCCACGCGCGGACUUUCAGCUCCCCCUCGGUCCGGGACUCCCUUUCCAGCGGACACCAUGCGUCCGACGGGACCGGAGAAGCGGGCUUCGCUCUGCCGGCUUUGGGCGGUGGUUUUGCCGCUGCUGGUGUGCGCCGCCUCGGUGACUGGAUGCCCGCACAAGUGCAGCUGCUCCGGGUCGCAUGUGGACUGCCAGGGUCUCGGUCUGAAGAGCGUCCCCAAAGGAGUGCCGAGGAAUGCCGAGCGCCUGGACUUGAACAGAAACAACAUCACCAGAGUCACCAAAGUGGACUUCUCUGGCCUGAAGAACCUGAGGAUUCUUCACCUGGAGGACAAUCAAAUCAGUGUUGUGGAGAGAGGAGCCUUCCAGGACCUCAGGCUGCUGGAGAGACUACGCCUCAACAGAAACAAACUGCAGUUCCUCCCAGAACUUCUGUUCCAGUCCAACCCCAAACUGGGCCGACUAGACCUCAGCGAGAACCAGAUUCAGGCGGUUCCGAGGAAAGCUUUCAGAGGAAUCACAAGUGUCAAGAAUCUGCAACUGGACAGCAACCACAUCAGCUGCAUCGAAGAUGGAGCUUUCCGAGCGCUGCGCGAUCUGGAGAUCCUCACCCUCAACAACAACAACAUCAGCCUCAUCCCGCUGUCCAGCUUCAACCACAUGCCCAAGCUGCGCACUCUGCGUCUGCACUCCAACAACCUGCACUGUGACUGUCAGCUGUCCUGGCUCUCUGAUUGGCUCAGAGUCCGGCGGGGCUUGGCUCCCUUCACCCAGUGCAUGGCCCCCGCCAACAUGAGAGGUCUCAACGUCCCCGAUGUGCAGAAGAAGGAUUUUGUCUGCACCGGUCCAGCUCAGACGGAGCCGAGGACCUGCGUCCCCCAGGUCGCCGUGUGCCCCCCGAGCUGCAGCUGUAACAACAACGUGGUGGACUGUCGCCGUAAAAGCCUCACUGAGAUACCGGCCAACCUCCCCGAGAGCAUCGUGGAGAUUCGCUUGGAGCAGAACUUGAUUAAAAACGUCCCAGCAGGAGCCUUUUCUUCCUACAAGAAGCUCAAGAGAAUCGACUUGAGUAAGAACCAGAUUUCUGACAUUGCCGACGAUGCUUUCAGUGGCCUCCGCUCACUCACCUCACUGGUUCUGUACGGAAACAAGAUCACGGAGCUGCCCAAGGGACUCUUUGAUGGACUCGUGUCCCUGCAGCUACUGCUGCUGAACGCCAACAAAAUCAACUGUUUGAGAGUCAACACCUUCCAAGAUCUGCAGAACCUGAACCUGCUGUCGCUGUACGACAACAAGCUGCAGAGCAUCAGCAAAGGGCUGUUCGCCCCGCUGCGCUCCAUCAAGACUCUCCAUCUGGCCCAGAACCCCUUCAUGUGUGACUGUCACCUCAAGUGGUUGGCUGACUACCUGUUUGACAACCCUAUUGAGACCAGCGGGGCCCGCUGCAGCCACCCCCGAAGGCUGGCUAACAAGCGCAUCAGCCAGGUGAAAGGCAAGAAGUUCAGGUGCACAGGUCAGGAGGACUACCGCAGCCGCCUGAGUGGCGACUGCUUCCAGGACCUGGUGUGUCCAGAGAAAUGUCGCUGUGAAGGCACCGUGGUGGAUUGCUCCAACCUCAAACUGACCCGCGUACCUCCACACAUCCCCGAGCACACCACCGACCUGCGGUUAAACGACAACGAGAUCGCCGUCUUGGAGCCUGCUGGGACCUUCAAGAAGCUGCCCAACUUGAAGAAGAUAAACUUAAGCAACAACAAGCUGAGGGACAUCCGUGACGGUGCCUUUGACGGAGCGGGGGGUGUUUUGGAGCUGCUGCUGACGGGGAACAAACUAACUGGGCUGCAGGGACACAUGUUUAAAGGCCUCAGUGGCCUGAAAACACUAAUGCUGCGCAGCAACCAGCUCAGCUGCAUCGACAACGGCACCUUCACGGGCCUCAGCUCGGUGCGUCUGCUCUCGCUCUACGACAACCGCAUCAGCAGCAUCGCGCCGGGAGCUUUCUCCACGCUGCACUCCCUGUCCACCAUAAACCUCCUGUCCAACCCGUACGUGUGCGAUUGCCACCUGGCCUGGCUGGGUCAGUGGCUGAAGAAGACCAGGGUGGUGAGCGGGAACCCUCGCUGCCAGAGGCCGGCCUUCCUGAAGGAGAUCCCCAUCCAGGACGUGGCCUCGCCAGACUUCACGUGUGACGGUGCAGAGGAUAACGGUUGCCUUCCUUCGUCCGGCUGUCCUGACGUCUGCACGUGCACAGACGGCGUGGUGCGAUGCAGCAACAGGGGGCUGCACUCUCUGCCCAAAGGCGUCCCCAAGGACACCACAGAGCUAUACCUGGAGGGUAAUAUGCUGGCAUCUGUGCCCAAGGAGCUGGCAGGUCUGAGGCAGCUGUCAUUGGUGGACCUGAGCAACAACAGCAUCAGCACAUUGGCCCCCUUCACCUUCAGCAACAUGACCCAACUGGCCACACUCAUCCUGAGUUACAACCAGAUCCGCUGCAUCCCGGUCCACGCCUUCGAUGGGCUCAAGUCGCUGCGCCUGCUCACUCUCCAUGGUAACGACCUUUCAACCAUACCAGAAGGAGCUUUCAACCACCUCACGGCUCUCUCCCACCUGGCUCUCGGUGCCAACCCGCUGCACUGUAACUGUGAUCUGCGCUGGCUCUCCCAGUGGGUCAAGGCCGGCUUCAAAGAGCCCGGAAUCGCCCGGUGCUCGGGGCCUCCCGAUAUGGCCGACAGGCUGCUGCUCACCACGCCGCUCAACCGCUUUCAGUGUAAAGGUCCAGUAGAUGUCAGCCUGAUGUCAAAGUGCGCCCCCUGCCUUGCAGUUCCCUGCCUAAACAAUGGUACCUGUGUGGCGGAUACAGCGGGCUCGUACCGCUGCACCUGUCCGUAUGGAUUCAAGGGUCAACACUGUGAGACGCCCAUCAACGCCUGCGUCAGCUUCCCCUGCUCACACGGAGGAACCUGCCACAUCCCGCCCGGCAACGAAGACCACUUCAGCUGUGUGUGUCCGCCAGGUUACGAGGGCCAGCGUUGUGAGAUGAACCCGGACGACUGUGAGGACAACGACUGUGAGAACAACUCCACCUGCAUCGACGGAGUCAACAACUACACCUGCGUCUGCCCCCCCAACUACACAGGUGACCUGUGUGACGAGGUGGUUGAUUCCUGUCUCCGUGGUUUCGACCCCUGUCAGCACGACUCAAAGUGCGUCCACGUCGGCCGCGCUUACAGGUGCGAGUGUCUGCCGGGCUACGUGGGCCUGCACUGUGAGCAGGACUACAACGACUGCCUGGAGAACAAGUGUCAACACGGAGCCGAGUGCGUGGACGCCGUCAACGGCUACACCUGCGUCUGUGCAGAGGGGUUCAGCGGGCUGUUCUGUGAGAACCCCCCCCCAAUGAUUCUGCUGCAGACCAGCCCCUGCGACCAGUCCGACUGCCAGAACGGCGCCCAGUGCCUGGUGGUUGCCGGGGAGCCCGUCUGCCGCUGCAUGCCCGGUUUCUAUGGCAACAAAUGCGACAAGAUCGCCACCGUUCACUUCCUGGGUCGGGACGGGUACGUGGAGCUGCCGAGCGCAAAGCUCCGCCCCACGGCGCAUAUUUCACUACAGGUGGCCACGGACAAAGACAACGGGAUCCUGUUGUACAAGGAGGACCACGACCCUCUGGCCCUGGAGCUCUACCAGGGACACAUACGCCUCAUCUACGACAUCGCCAACUACCCGCCCACCACCGUGUACAGUGUGGAGUCGGUGAAUGACGGGCUCUUCCACGCGGUUGAGCUUUUGAUUCAGAAUCGUUCCCUGAGCCUGGUGGUGGAUAACGGGGCCCCCAAGAGCCUCGGCAAGCUGGCCCGCCAGCCGUCCGUCGACCACAACACCCAACUCUACAUCGGAGGAGUUCCGUCCGAGGUGGUGGCCUCGGGUCUGCGUCCCGGCCCGGAGCGUUCCCCUCAGGCUUUCAACGGAUGCAUUCACAACGUCCGAAUAAACGGGGAGCCUCAAGACCUGAGCUACAGGGCCGCAGGAGGAGCCCGGCCGCAAGGGCUGGAGGGCAAGGCCGAAGGCAUCCUCGCAGGGUGUCAUUCCUGCAGCGUGUGCGCUCAGGGGGCGUGCAGGGAGGGGGGCGACACGGGGGUCACCUGCGAAUGUCCCCCGGGACGCAGCGGCGCCCUCUGCGACCAGACGACGGCACCGCGCGCCUGCCAGAACAGCAGAUGUGUCCACGGCCAGUGCGUGCCGAAGGGCCAGUCCUACAGCUGCCAGUGCAGCGAAGGCUUCCAGGGGCAGUACUGCGACCGGCGGCAGGAGCCCGCGGCCUGCCGGGCGCCGCGCUGCGGACACGGGGAAUGCCGCGUCUCGGAGGCCGGGGAGCCCGUGUGCCACUGCCAGCCGGGGUACGCCGGGCCCACCUGUGACGCAGAGCUCUCGUGUCAGGGAGAGAUGGUGAGGGAGCCGCUGAAGCGCCACCACCCGAUGACGACGUGCACGUCCACCGCCAGGAUCGCCCGCAUGGACUGCCCCCGGUCCUGCCAGGCCGCGGCCCCCCCGGGCUUCUGCUGCGGGGUGACCAAGAGCCGGAGGAGGAAGGCGGUGUUCCGCUGCACCAACGGCACGGCGUACUCCGAGGAGAUGGAGACGCCCGUGGAGUGCGGCUGCUCCGCGUGCCCGUUGUAACGCCGCCGCGCGGCAGCUGCUUUGACACUUUGUGAAUCGUCUACAACGCUGUCGCUCUGAGGUUCUCCCCACGUUGAUGAGCACCGUCAUUAUGUGAUCCUUGUCUUUACACGUUCAGUUUCACCGCUUGCCGCCGAGAUAAAACCACAAACGGAAAAUGGGACACGUGUGUGUGUGUGUGUGUGUGUGUUUUAUGACAGAGAGAAAAUAUAUUGUAAGAUAUAAGUGAGAGAAAACAUAGAACUUAUUUUUAUUAUGGAUUUUUUUUUCUAAAAGAUGAGAAAAGGACUGAUAUGUUUUGUCUUUUGAAUGUGUUGAUGAUAUAAUGUGUUACAUAGUAUGGAAGGUUAUUUUUUACCAUAUAAGGAGGAAAAAUACACAGCAAAAUAGAUUAACAUUCCUUAAAAGUAUAUGAAUUUAUAUGUUUGUAUAAAUCUAUAUAAAUAUAUACCCUUACCCAACGAAUUCUAUAUUUGUAAGUGUAUUUGCAUGAUAAUGUGGGAGGCUCUGGGCACUGAGAGGAGAGCUCCGUGCCCCCCACCCGGAGAGAAGAACUGUUAUACUAAUGGACCCCACCCUCACAGGAGAAGGACCCUCCUUUCCACAGACAUUAACUACAUCCCGUAGCUGGAUGCUGCACCACACUUUGAGCCACUUGGGUUUGAAAUGAAGACGUUUUUAUUUGUUGAGAUUAAACAUAAUUGAGGAAUUCUCACAAAUCCACAAGAAAGAAACCAUACUUUGAUCAUAGCAUUGAGUUAUUCCUUUUAGCUUUAGCUAGAGGGAUUCAUAAUCUGUUCAUAAUCCAAUCCCCCCCCCCCCUCGGUCAGAGAGGGUUCCCCUGCUUCCUGUGGUUGAAGCUGUCAGGUGAAGCUGACAGGUGUAGUUGUUUGUGGUCAGAAGGAUGGUCACUUGAACCCGUCCCCCCCCAGCAGCGAUGUCCCUGUGCACUCUGGGGGGCACUUCAGCAUUUGAUCAUUUCUAAUAACGCUUUCAUGCCAAAGUCAAAGAACUGUGCGUUCAUCCGACCUCAAGUGCCUUCCUGUACUUCCUUUCAAAUCCAAAAAUGUUUCUGCAAUAUUGUCAACCAGUGCUACUGAAUGUUGGACGUCUCCAUGACAACACAAUCUAAAUGAUAUGGUGGCCUUUCCAAAGAAAAUGAUGCUAACAAUAAACAGAGAAGCCAGAAACGGUCCCUUCGGUUUGGAUCAAUAAUCACGUUUUCCUCCAUCAUUUGUGUGUCACGGGACAACAGUUUGAAAUGAAAAGUGUUAAAGUUCAAGCUGCAGCUUAGGGUUUAGAUUUCUAUACUGAUAUAACAUGUAAGAACACAGAGCGCUUCAGUCGGGUCACAGCAAACCAACAACAAGUCAACAACAAGUCAACAAGUCAACAACUGAGAGCGAGUAGACCCUGUUUGGACCCAGGUACAACACUAAAGAGACUAACAUAAUUAAAAGCAUAUAGCAAAUGACUUUAAUGUAACUACUACUGUAUUGUCUACUUUACACAUUGUUGCUUUAAUUACACUUUUAACAGUUAAUUCAGUUUCAUCAGUUUUGUCUUUGUCAAAGUCCCAGAUUGACACAUCUCCUUGGUUCGGAUCCUACUCCCUUCUUUCCUUUCCUUUUCCCUUUUCUUUCCUUUCCUAUGAUCCAUUUUGUUUUCACCUUCUCUGCCUUAUCGCUCCUCUCGUCUCCUAAAGGUUUACUUCUUCAUUGGGAACUUUUGAGUUUUAUUCCACAAAGGAAAAAAACCUUUUAGUCAUUUUCAUUUUCCAGGUCUGAGUUUGAAGGAAACAUAAAUAUGUGAUUCAUGACCAUUGAUUCUGGUGUCGAAUGUUCAAAUUAAACUACAAUUGAA
Messenger RNA from Pungitius pungitius (ninespine stickleback), 6782 nucleotides. It is a transcript of the gene slit3, whose product is annotated as slit homolog 3 (Drosophila). The record is from RefSeq and is a predicted model, not a curated record. Gene Ontology annotation, molecular function: heparin binding; calcium ion binding; Roundabout binding. Gene Ontology annotation, biological process: axon guidance; negative chemotaxis. The transcript has 38 exons. NCBI's taxonomy places the organism in Eukaryota, Metazoa, Chordata, Actinopteri, Perciformes, Gasterosteidae. The coding region runs from base 303 to 4919 and encodes 1538 amino acids.